Molecule: messenger RNA, 423 nt
Organism: Miscanthus lutarioriparius
Lineage: Eukaryota; Viridiplantae; Streptophyta; Magnoliopsida; Poales; Poaceae
Source: the annotation of a GenBank genome assembly
AUGCAGGCCGCCGCUACUGCCGUCAGGUUCUCGGCCGUGCUGCCCGCCAAGGCCCGGCCGGCGGCGAGGAGCACGGUGGUGGCUCGUGUCCCUGCCACAAGGAGGAGCGUCCGUGCGGCUGCCACCGCCGUCGUCGUGGCGGAGCCUGCGCAGGUCGACUACAGCUCGAGCUUCUCGGUGUUCCCGAUGGAGGCCUGCGACCUGCUCGGCGGCGACGCGUGCAUCGGGCAGAUGUACCCGGAGGCCAAGCUCGCCGCGGCGGCGCCGGAGGCGAGCAGGAGGGUGGACGGGGUGGAGAGGGAUUACCUGUCCUACGACGAUCCAAAAACGGUGUUCCCGGGCGAGGCGUGCGACCACCUCGGCGGCGAGUUCUGCGAGGCGCCGUACCUGGACGGCGUCUCCAGGGAGCUCGCGCACGCCUGA